This is a messenger RNA of Trichomonas vaginalis G3, 1155 nucleotides long. Its product is annotated as ubiquitin-like family. The transcript has a single exon. Gene Ontology annotation, molecular function: protein binding. Lineage: Eukaryota; Parabasalia; Trichomonadida; Trichomonadidae. The record is from RefSeq and is a predicted model, not a curated record. Bases 1 to 1155 code for a protein of 384 amino acids.
AUGCAGCAAAAUUGGAAGGAAAUAGGAGAAAACAUAUCAGAAUAUAUUGAUGAUGAUGAAUUUUUAUCUGAAAGGAAACCAUUAGAGAUAUGCAAAAUUCUUAAUUACGCAACUUUGACAGCUUGUCAAUUCUCAAAUUUGUUUGAAAACCUCGCAGAAUAUAACGGUAAAGAUGACAUGUUUAAGAUGAUUAGUCGUGCACGCACUGUUGAUUUCAAGACUCAAGAUGAAGUCGAAGAAGUUGAAGAAACUUUCACUUCAGUUCUCGGAAUUCCUUCUCUUAAUAAAGUAUUUUCAUUCUACAAGAACAUUCCUCAUGAUGAAAAAGCUGUUCAUCUAAUCAAAAAUUAUUCUAAUUCUUCUAGGAAUGGAAAUAUUAGCAUCUUCCUUAAUUAUGAAGGAAGGAUGAGAAACCUGGUAAUUGAUAAUAAGAUUAAUUCAACAGAAUUAAUUAACAUGAUUGCAGCAGAAUUUGGAAUAGAUAUAGAUAAAUUCAGAGCAAGAUGUGGUACAAAGCAAAUUAUACCUAAUCAUCCAUUAUCAGAUUACAAUAUACAAGAUCACUGUGUGAUCAAUAUAUGUCUGAGGAACCGCGGAGGAAAACCUGUCAUUUAUUUAUAUCCAAAAGAAGAGAUUGAUGUGAAAGUAAAUAUUAAAGUCAAUGAUGGUGUUUUCUCUUUUGUUUAUCCAUCAUUCGACGAAGGAAGUACAUGGAACGUCAAAGCUUCACCAACAGGCGAAAUCAAUCACAGAGGAAAGAAAUUGAGAUAUCUCUUCUGGGAAACACUCUUUUACCCUAAUCUUCAGAUGGACAAGGGAUUUGUGAUCAAAGGAAAAGAUAGUGUUGAGUUCUUCGAAGAGAAAUUAAAGUUUAUGAAUCUCAACGAUUCUGAGAUAUGUGACUUCGUCACUUAUUGGUGUCCAAAACUCGCUGCUUACAACUACCUGAAAAUAUACUUCCAGUUAGAAAACUUUGAUGAGAUGUGUCCAUUAUGUGUCGAUCCUAAACCCGAUAAUAUAAAUAGAGUUUUCUUCGCUGCUCUACCUCUACAAACUCCUUGUGAUGUUGAACCACAAGAUCUUCCAAGAUUCAAACGUGAUGGCUUUACAGUCAUUGAAUGGGGCGGAACAAUUGUUUCGCAAUUAAACUUCUAA